GAGCUCCGCCUAGUCCAAUGGGGACGCGGCGCCCGGGUCGCGCGUGCGCCCUGCAGCCUCGCCCGGAAGCGAAUGCCUCGGUGCUGAGCGCGGACUCGCGGAGAUGAACCCUUUAACUAAAGUGAAGCUGAUCAACGAGCUGAAUGAGCGUGAGGUCCAGCUUGGCGUGGCAGAUAAGGUGUCCUGGCAUUCUGAGUACAAGGAUAGCGCCUGGAUCUUCCUGGGAGGGCUUCCUUAUGAACUGACUGAAGGGGACAUCAUCUGUGUGUUCUCACAAUAUGGAGAGAUUGUUAACAUUAAUCUGGUACGGGACAAGAAGACUGGCAAAUCCAAAGGAUUCUGUUUCCUCUGCUAUGAGGACCAGAGGAGCACAAUUCUGGCCGUUGACAAUUUUAAUGGGAUCAAGAUCAAAGGAAGAACUAUCCGAGUGGAUCAUGUGUCUAACUAUCGCGCUCCUAAGGACUCAGAGGAAAUGGAUGACGUGAGCAAAGGGCUCCAGGAGAAGGGCUGUGGGGCUCGCACCCCCUCACCGAGUUCAUCUGAGGGCUCUGAAGAUGACAAACCCACAAAAAAACACAAAAAAGACAAAAAGGAAAAGAAGAAAAGAAAGAAAGACAAAGAGAAGACUGACCGAGAGGUACAGGAAGAGCAGCCAGCCUCCUCUUCAUCGCCCAGAAGCAAGACAAUAAAGGAAAAGGAUGACCCUGGCUCGAAAAAGCAUAGCAGCAAGAACUCAGAGAGGGGUCAGAAGUCAGAGUCCAGGGAGGUUCGGAAGCACCACCCCAGCUCCCCUGAGGUCAGGACGACUUGCCGCAGUGGAGCAGAGGAGCGAGAGAGGGAGCUGAAGAAGGAGAAGCCCAGGCACGAACACAAGUCCUCAAGCAGGAGGGAAGAAAGAGAAGAAAGGAACAGGGAUAGAGACAGAGGCCGAAACCCAGAUACACAUUCUAGCUGGCACAGUGAGCGCUCUGAGGGGCACAGCCACAGAAGUCGAAGUAGGAGCCGAGAUAAAUCUCAUAGGCAUAAAAGGGCCCGGCACUCCUGGGACCAGGAGUCCUCUAAUCCCAGUGACCGCAGGCAUCACUGAAGCCGCAGCCCGUUCAGCUGCUCGGUAGAAUUGGAAAUGAGCUAUGUUUCUAAAAUGCAAUCAAAUUCAAUUAUGCUUUGACUGUUGCUAUAUGUAAAAUCUCUGAGGCUGCAUUGUUGUAAUCUCUUGAGUGUAGAGUGAGUGACAGAGCUAUAGUUUCAACAGUCAAGUGUCCUGGAGUUUUGAGCGAAAGCUGUUGUCCCUGGGAAUACCCUUGGUACUUAAUCAGAGUAUGUAUCCUAAAUUUGGGUUCAAGCAUAUGGCCCUUGAAUUUGUGACCCCACUUUAUGGUGAAAUGUCCAGGAAAGAGGAAAUAUCAGGCAAUUCUAGAAUUCUAGUCUUUGUGCUAGAUGUUUAGAACCCUUGCAGUGACCUUUCCUGUUGGCAGAUGGGACCAUAGAGAAGCAUGGCUUGACUAGGUUCGGACAGCUCGAUGUGAAUGUGAUAGUGAUUCUUAACAUCAGCCUGCUCACUGCCCCCCCUUUUUUUGAAAUUUUAAACGUCUUCUUUUUUGCUUUUUGUUUUUUUUUGGUUGAUAUGUCUCCACGGUUUUUUCUUGCAAUUUAUUUAUUUAUUUAUUUUUAUUGAGAUGAAAUUAACAUAAAAACCAUUUCAAAGAGAACAAUUUAGUGGCAUUUGGUACAUUCGCAGUGUAAACCACCGUUAAAACCACCACUGCUAUCUAGUUACAAAAUGUUUUCGUCACUCUAAAAUGAAACCACGUACCCAUCUAGCAGUUAUUCCUCAUUCCCUCCUCCUCCUCGUCCCUGCCAACCACCAAUCUGCUUCUCAUUUCUAUGGAUUUACUUAUCCUGGACAUUUCAUGUAAGUGAAAUCAUACAAUAAGUGGUCUUUUGUGUCUGGCUUCCUUCACAUAGCAUAAUGUUUUCAAGGUUCAUCCGUGUUGUAUCAAGCCUCGGUACUUCAUUCCAUUUUAUGGCUGAAUAGGAUUCCAUUGUAUGGAUAUACCACAUUUUGUUUAUCCCUUCAUCAGUGGAUGGACAGUUGGGUUUCCACCUUUUGGCUAGCCAGCUCCCUUUCCAUGUUCCAGACAUGCCAGGCUACUUCUGGGCUUAGUCUGAUUUUCAAGUAGCUGUUCUUGUUGAGAAGGGAACACUUUUUCAGCUCCAUUGCAUAUCUAUCUGGUCUGCUUGGCAGUUCUUUCUCAUUUUGAGAUUCUUGUCAUUCUCUUGUAUCAACCAUUCCCUUAUGAGUUUGAUAGGAACUGGUACCUACACAAGACCUUAAUACCCUUGCUGAAUUUUUAAAGUUGAAUUUCUGACCCUGUAAAACAGAGGAGUAAAGCUUUAAUAGCACACUAAGUUAGAUUACCUGGUGUGUUAGUUUGUAUCCUAGAUUAGAUGUGUAAGAAAUUUUUUGCGGGGGGAAAUGACCAUGAAGGAAAAUGAAGAGGGAGCUGGAGGCGUCUGGGAGAGCUGUCAGACUAUGAUGCAGGUCUAGCCUCCGGAGAAGAGAGAAGGGAAGAAGUGAAGUGGGUAGGAAAAGUCUUAGACUGAUGUGGAGUUCUAAGAACAUUUCAGCAAGACCAGUAGUGAGUCCUUGAGCCAAAGUUGCCAUCAGACUCUCACUAGAUCAGCCUUGGUAAGCAGGAGUCCUUGCUGUGGGCCUCCAUCAGCCAUGGUGGCCACUCUACUUAUGUGUCCAUCGUGCCAGUUGUGUGGUAGCCAUUGACGAAGGCCCAUGCACCUGUCUGAGUCAUUUUGUCUGCUUGGUUUAGUGCUUCUUCUGUGGUGGAUGUUCUCUGAUGAGUGUUAACGUGUGACGCAGAAAUCUUCAUACUUUGCCUGCUCCCAAAUGUCAAUCCACAGCCUUUACACUAGAGCCCCUUGUCUCUGAUUUUCCAGCACUUUUCCUUCCAGGCUCCCAACUAGAUGGUCAGACCAUUGGACACUGCCCAGGAGUCUAUACAUAUUCAAUAAAUAUUCUCGCUUCAGGCCACUCCUUCCACACCAAGUCAGUUGUACUGCUUACAGUUGCAUCCAUUGGAAAAAUUUUCCUUUUCCACCCCUGAACAUGGCUGUAAUGCAGAUACCAUCCAUCUAUCUUCAUUUUGCACCCACGUACUGAGCUGACCUGUCUGUAAACCAAGCUCAAGCUGUUUUCUCUUCCUCCAGCUGGUUAUACGGGAACCCCCAUGUGGCCGUAGGUGCAAAUACAUGGUAAGGGCUACCACUCUGCAUCUUUUAGGUUUUUAAUAAUGGUACUGAUCUACUCUGUCUCCCCUGGGAUGUAAUACUGUGUUUGAUUUAUGUAUCAAUCAGGGUUUUACCAGAGAAACAAUUAGUAGGAUAUAUAUAUCCUACUGUAAGCCAAUUCCUUGCGAUAAAGCGUGUAUAUGUGUGUGUGUAUAUAUAUAUACACACACGUAUAUAUAUGGCAAGAAAUUGACUUACGUAGUUGUGGUUGCUAGGUAGGCAAGUCUGAAAUUUAUAGGGCAGGUUGGAAACUCUUGAGCAGGAACUGACACUGCAGUCCACAGGCAGAAUUUCUUCUUCAGGGAAAUCUCAAUUUUGCUUUUAAGGCCUUCAACUGAUUGGAUGAGGCCCACCCAGAUUAUCUGGGACAAUCUCCUUUACUUAAAAUCAACUAAUUGUAGAUGUUAACCACAUCUGCAAAAUACCUUCACAGCAACACCUAGAUUAGUUGAUUGACUAAUUGGGUACUAUAGCCUAAGCCAAAUUGACACAGAAAAGUAAGCGUCACAGUUUACUCCCUUGUCCAUGGUGGUGGCGGUGGGGGUGGGGUGGGGGCAGUUUCAGAGGUUUCUACUUGGCUUUCCUCGCUGUGACAGCUCCUACCCUGCAGGCCAAGGACCCACGUGGGGUUACUCCCAGCUACCAACUCAGUUCCAGUUACACAGUUAAGGACUGGGAAAUGACCACUGUGUAGGUCUGCAGGCCCACUGUGAGUACUGUUUUAGCCAGGACUUCAGUUAUCACUCAGCCCUUGAAGUCCCCAGUAUAACAGAAGCCGUGAUGCUGCUGCAGGUCCCUAAGUGUCAACAUCAACUUAGAUCUUGAGUCUAGCAUUCCUCGAACGUCUAGCUGUUCUUUCCCCCGUGUACAUACCCCCACGUAAGUGGCUGUGGUCACUUUGGGGGAAGUACUGGGGGAAUAGCACAUACUCACCAUUGUCCUUCCUCCUAGGGACCCAGCUCCCUCUGCCAGAUGUGAAAGUGGGCCAAAGUCUGGAAACUGAGCCAGGAAUUAGGGCUUUUUACGGGGAAACCUCCCUCAGUCCCCUGCUCCUCUGCUUUAGUCUUUUUCAGCUCUCAAAUCUUGAGCAGCACCUUUGUUGGCUGUCGGUUUGUCAUGCUCCUCCACAACUCCCUGUGGGUCAAGCGCCCCCAGCUGCCCUUCAGACCUUGUAUGGUCUCUUACUGCCAUCUCUGGCCUGCAGCACCUCUGAACUUAGUGAUGCUGGUGCCCCUUUUCACCAGUGCCUUCCUGAUGGCCUUGGUGAAUAGGGUGUCCUCUGGGCUCCUCUGUGGAACACUACCCUCUGGUGGGGUUUUUCACCUCAUAUAAUAUCUCCACUCCAGCAUGCCCACUUCUCGCUGCCUUUUAAUUCCUUCCUCUGCCAUUCGUCCUGGCAGCUCAGACAUUGCUACUUUUCUCAGUGGUGACCAUCAUUUCCUCUGGGCCUCUAAGUGACACCUUAGUAGAGACUUACCCCCUGUGGUCCUUGCCAGGGGCGUCAAAUCCUGUCUCCUGAGAAAGUGCUCCCAAGCCUGUGAACUCUUGCUUUUCUGGCCCUCUUGAUAGAGCACCCUUGAAAUCCAAACCCAGUGCUUCCUUGGCUCCUGUUAGUACCCCCCCCCAGCUAAUUUUUGCAGCUCUUUGGUGUAUACUCUCUUCUUCAUUAGACCCAGCACUUCCCCAGACAGGUUAUGCUGGGAUCUAAUCCUAGUUAUCAGCUUAGUAACUGGGAAAGGGGCUGGACACAGCUCCUCAGAGAGGGGCACCAGUUGCCUUGUUGGGGAAGCAGCCUCUGCAGCGUCUUCCAGCACAGGGGAAGUGCUAGCUCAUUACUAGGGAAUGGUGGCCCCCUCUGCACUCUGAGGGCUGGGUGGGGAUAUCUACAGAGCCAACACCCUCUGGGGUGUCUGGCCAGAUGUUCCCAUCCCCUGUUUCAGGGUCCCAGGAUUUUUCAACCACAUGAAGUCAUGUGGCCCUGACUUAAGCAAAGCAGACCUACCGCAUAUUAAACAUUGAGUAUUUAUCUCCCUGGAGUUCUCCAGCUCUAUUAUGUUCUCUCUUUGUUACUCAGCUGUGUUCGCUCCUGCACUGUAGGAAAUAAGAGCCUUUUUGUAAGCUCCACGGAAGCCCUUGGGCUCUCAUGCAUAAUCUUUAGCUACUUAAUAACUGUCAUCAUUUCUCAUUACCCUGCUGCAGGGCAUCGGUACAAUUUAACUGUAUGCAGCUGUCUCCACUGUCUCUGUAGGCCUUAUUCUCCCAUAUUUUUCAAAAGCCUGAAUUGCUGCAUCUCCAAGGCCACUCUCCCAGUUUUCCCAGGUCAUCUCCAGAGAAAUCUUUAGCAGCUGGACUGCCACCCUAUGCCUUGGACUAUCCGUGCCCCACACCCGCCUCAGGACGGUGUCUAUUUUGUCCACCAGGCACUGACGAAAGCAGUCUCAGAACUCCAUCUUACCACAGGCUGUUUUCUUGGACCAGCACUGGCACCAUUUGUGCUAGUUUGAGUUCUCUGAGAAGCAGAUGCCAGGAUGGGGUUAUACAUGUGAGAGAUUUAUUAGGGAAAAUGCCUGUGGGGAAAAUGAGGAGGGAGCCAGAGGAGUCAGGGAGAGCUGUGGGACUAGAUGCAGGUCUGAGCCCUGUGCAGGAGAGAGGGAAGGAAGGAAGGGUGGGUAGGAAAAGUCAGACUAUGUGGUGCAGUUCUAAGAACAUUUCGGCAAAGCAACUCUGUCUGGAGAGGCAGUCCACCAUGGGCCCUGAGCAUCCCUGCAGGUUCUUGGUGAGGGUCCUUAAAGGAAGGCUUAUCUGUACCCUGUUACUCAGCCAUUUCUGAAGGGCAAGGUAACCAGUGUGACUACCGUUUAACUUCUUGCUUCCCCGGGGAGGGGCAGUGGUUUGUUUGCUCAUGGCUCAAAAAGUCCCAGGUCCUUGACCCUGGGUUCCUCAGCUGCAGUUCUUCCCACUGCAUGAGUGGCAUCCACCUGAGCCCAUUGCAUUGCCCUGUGGCACUUGGGGGUAGGGGAACUGGCAAAUCUAUGCUGAUACUCAUGGUGUUUGCUGUGUUGUAAUAAACUGUCUUGUUCUAAUGCAUUAAGUUGCACUGUCUACUUUCUACACUUGUGAAGUAGUGUCACGUCUACUCCUUGCUGUCCUUUGUGAGGUUGGAUAGCAUCCCUGACCAAAGUCGCAUGUUGGGGCGUCCUGUGUCUCGCAGGAAUGGCCUGUCUUAGUAUCUCUGCCAUACCCAGUCAUUGGCUGAGAGCAGCCCGUGGGAAGUUUGGCCUUGGUGAAAAUGCAGUAAUGAUGGAUUUCAGGGCUCAGCAGCUGUGGCCGGAGGUCACUUAUGCUCCCUGCAGUCAGAGGUCUGAGAGGCACAUAGACAUCCUGCACCAGGCCCAGCCCGAAAUGACCAGCUAGUCGUUGGUUUUAGUUGGUCUUUGGGAAUAGUGAAUAAGACAGUUGGAAUUCAUUGGUGGACAAAAUUCCCAGUGACCUGAAAGCUAAACAGCCAUGUUGAAUGAAGUACUCAUUAAGAAUGCUUUUUAGUUGUUGGCUUCUCAAUAUUUCUUUCAUGUGGCCUAAUUAACACCCUAGUCUUUCUGUCUGUCUCAUUUUUGCUUCCUCUAACCUAUCAUGUCACGUACCUACUAAGGAUCUGUCUUGGCAGUUUAUGGACUCAUUGAAUCUUAAAUUGGAAAUAAUCCUUAUCUGGUACAGGUCAGCCCUUCUGUAAACAUGUUUUGAAGCUCUUUGAAAGGAAUAACCUAGUCAUUGUCUAAAUGGUAUUCUAAUGAAGUGUAAAGUGCUCUGUACUGUGCUGUUAGGAGCAAAGAAUAAAGUCAAAUGUUUCCUGGUGUCUUUUAUUUUAUCUAAAAAUGUAAACUUAGAAGACGUAAUUUGGGGUGUGAUUAUUUGCACUAGAAGGAUUUAACCUAGCGUUCUUCCUUCUCUAAAUAAGUGGCCCGAUUUCUGCAAUUGUUACUGGAAACUGCGUCAUAAAAUAGAUGAUAAGAGCAAGUCAUAUUUUCCAGUAGGAAAUAAUCAACAAUUACAUUCAUGAUAAGCAUUUGGUAUUCUAUAGAUUAAGUAUGACCACUAGUAUACCAGAAGACACAUUUGUCCCUAGAUGAAUCAUUAAAAAUACUGAAAUUAUGUGCCAGGUCCUAUAAAAGGACAAAACCAUAUGAUACAUGUUAAUUAAGUUACUCUAAAGUGUAUGCUUGUCACACAGAUAUAUAACUAUUGUAUAUUUAAUCCAAGGCCAAUAGACUUUUUAUAAUGCACAUCAGUCAAAAAUUUGGUUACCGUUUGCCAGCUUAGAAUUUAGAAGGGUACUUUGGGGAUGAGUGAAGAUGACCCAGCCUCUUGAAAGAAUGGUUCAAAAACGUCUGAAUAAAUGCUUUCUUUUUUUUCAUGCUUCAUAAGAAGCUGAGGCAUUUGAUAUCAUUCCGUUCACUUUAGGUUAGGGUUAGAAUUGGCUUAAGAAGUGAUGUUGAUGAUGAUUAAGAUGAUGUUUCUUCAAGAGAAAGGCAGCAGCAGCUAACAGUAAAAAAAUGAUUAUUAAUUUAAAUCUCUAAGUUCUUUGGAUUUUUUAUUAGUUUACCAUAUGAUUGUAAGUCAUAAAGUAGACCGUCUGAUUGUUAUCAGAGUGCACAUCUUAUUUUGUGUGCCAACUUUACUUACAUGUGCAUUUGUAUCCGUGUCAUUUUCAGUGGCCGUAUAGCAUUCUUUCCUGAUAUACACUGCACCAGUCCCCCACUUGGAUUGUUUUAAUUGUUCAGCAUAAUUAAUAGUAUUGCUAUGAACAUUUUUAUACAGAGUCUUAAAAAUCUUCUCCUUUUGUAUUAUUCCCUUGGACCACAUUCGCCAAAGUGGAGUUACCAGGACCAAAUGUACAGAUAGAACCAUAGCUUGUCUUACUUAUUGUCAGGCUGCUUUUCAGAAAGAUCAAAUUUGUGGAACCAUCAGCACUAUAGAGUUCAAGUGUAGUUCUUUCCCUACAUUCUGCACAACACUGGAUUUUAUAAUUUUAUUCCCUUUUUCUUCUCUGAAAGGUAUAUUGUCAUACCUUCAGGUUAUUCUAAUUUGUAUUUUCUCUCAUUGCAAGUGAGGCCAUGCAUUUUUACUUUUAGUGUUUUCGUCUAUUACAUUUAGUCCAUUUCCAAGGACUGUAGAUACUAGCUCAUAUAUUCUUGUAUUUUGGCCAGCAGGCUUUGAACAGCUAUGGUAGGCACAUUACUCUGAUUCUGGUGCUCACCUUUUGACAUUUAGCUCAUUAGACAAAAAACAGUUUUAAAAAUGAGGACUGACUUUAUUUGAAGCUACAAAUGCAACUACAGAAAAAGACUAAAGCCGUGGCAUCAGGAAAUAGCUGUCAAAUAGCAUGCUCACAUUCGCUCGCUCUCCUUCCAUUCUCACCUCCCCCCCUCUUUUCCUCUCUCUCUGUUUUCUGUCUUUUUGAGGGAGAAUAUUCAAUUAGACUUCUUUCUCAAGUCAGGCGUUAAUACACUUGUUAUCCAUAGACUAUCUUGGGAGGUAUACUCGAUCCAGUGGUAACAGAUUGCUUCUGGAGAGGAGAACCAGGUAGCAGCUGGGAGAGGAGGGGGGUGAGGGGAAGAGGCUUACUUUUCACUGUACCUUUUGUAACUUUUGAAUUUCGAACUGGAUUUGUAUAGCUUAUUAAAACAAAGCCAUAUGUAA
Messenger RNA from Equus caballus (horse), 9000 nucleotides. RefSeq names its product RNA binding motif protein X-linked 2 (gene RBMX2). Gene Ontology annotation, biological process: mRNA splicing, via spliceosome. Gene Ontology annotation, molecular function: RNA binding. Gene Ontology annotation, cellular component: precatalytic spliceosome; catalytic step 2 spliceosome; U2 snRNP. NCBI's taxonomy places the organism in Eukaryota, Metazoa, Chordata, Mammalia, Perissodactyla, Equidae. The record is from RefSeq and is a predicted model, not a curated record.